Messenger RNA from Glycine soja, 1216 nucleotides. Its product is annotated as ribulose-phosphate 3-epimerase, cytoplasmic isoform-like. Gene Ontology annotation, molecular function: D-ribulose-phosphate 3-epimerase activity; metal ion binding. The record is from RefSeq and is a predicted model, not a curated record. NCBI's taxonomy places the organism in Eukaryota, Viridiplantae, Streptophyta, Magnoliopsida, Fabales, Fabaceae. Bases 118 to 678 code for a protein of 186 amino acids. The transcript is spliced from 8 exons. Gene Ontology annotation, biological process: pentose-phosphate shunt; carbohydrate metabolic process; pentose-phosphate shunt, non-oxidative branch. Gene Ontology annotation, cellular component: cytosol.
GUUACUGUUAAGUUCUUUUCUACCUACCUACCGACCCCCCAAUCGCGAAUAAGAGAAACAAACUCGUUUUGUUUUGUUUCACGUUCCGUUCUGGGAGUUGAAAGAAAGAAAGGAAGGAUGGGAGUGACACCGAAAAUUGCUCCUUCGAUGCUCUCUUCCGACUUCGCCAAUUUGGCUUCCGAGGCUCAGCGCAUGCUCCACUUCGGCGCCGAUUGGCUCCACAUGGACAUCAUGGAUGGGCAUUUUGUCCCCAAUUUAACUAUUGGCGCUCCAGUUAUUGAAAGUUUGAGAAAGCACACAAAGGGAUAUUUGGAUUGUCACCUUAUGGUUACAAAUCCUCUUGAUUAUGUUGAGCCCUUGGCAAAAGCUGGUGCUUCUGGUUUUACAUUUCAUGUAGAGACAUCAAAAGAUAACUGGGAAGAACUUAUCCAAAGAAUCAAGUCACAUGGCAUGACUCCUGGUGUAGCAUUAAAGCCUGGGACCCCCAUUGAAGAGGUUUAUCCUCUGGUGGAAGCCGGAAAUCCUGUGGAAAUGGUUCUUGUGAUGACUGUAGAACCGGGAUUCGGAGGACAAAAAUUUAUGCCAGAGAUGAUGGAUAAAGUACGUAUACUUAGGAAGAAGUAUCCAUCACUUGACAUAGAGGUACUUAUCAAGAAGUUUAUCCAAAUAGGGUCUUAAUUAAGCUCCUUACCCAAUCAAACCCUAAAUGCUUCUGAUAGCAUGCUCAUGCACACUAGUAAUAAUAUGUUGGCAAAAUUGUACUUUUGGUCUUCCAGUUUAUCUCCAAUUUCGGAUUUGGUCCCCCUAUAAUUUAAUUAACAAAUUUGGUCCUCCAGUUUUAUAAAUCCCUGUAAAAUUAGUCCUGGAAGCCCGAUUUAGACGUUGACCGUUAACCUCAAACGUUGACUAUACCACAUGUGACUGUCACAUGUCAAUGCCAGGUGUCAAUGCCACAUGUCAACGUCUGAAUGGUUUCCUGUAAAAGUUUCAUUUUUUAUAGGUAAAAUUGUACUUUUGGUCCUUCAAUUUUACUCCAAUUUCGAUUUUGGUCCCCUUAUAAUUUAAUUUGCACAUUUGGUUCCCCAGUUUUAUAAAUCCCUUUAUAAAUUUAGCCAAAUUUCAUUACUGGGGAAGUUGUAUUUCAAAUUUCAAACAAAAAUACCAUUGUCAUACAUAGGUCACUUAAGCAGUCGUAUACAUAUAAUACUGCAUGGGG